AUGUCCGACGACCCCAGCGGCGCCGACGUCAUUGCUGGCCUCAUCUUCAUCUGCAUUGGCGUGUUCUUCUUCUACCUCAACGACCUCAUCGUACCCGUCACUGUUGGGUUCUUCGCCAUCAGCAUCUUCAUCGUCCUCAUCGGCAGUCUUGCCGAGAAGAUUGCCCCUCCAUCUGCGCAUGCCAGGGCCGGGCCCGCAUAUGGCCAAACCAAGCCCUUCAAGUAUCCGGCCCCAAAGGUCAAGAACGAAGGCCCAAAGGUUAAGAACGAAGCUCCAAUGAGCAAGCCCGGCCCCCCGCGUUUCCACAUCAAGUCGGAACAGAGGCGUUGA
This is a messenger RNA of Apiotrichum porosum, 330 nucleotides long. RefSeq lists its product as uncharacterized. The coding region runs from base 1 to 330 and encodes 109 amino acids. The record is from RefSeq and is a predicted model, not a curated record. The transcript has a single exon. Lineage: Eukaryota; Fungi; Basidiomycota; Tremellomycetes; Trichosporonales; Trichosporonaceae.